CCAUGGGAAACAAACAAAGCCGAGAAAAUGGAGGAUCGAGUGGUGGAAGUAGUGGUAAAGGAGCUACCAACACUUCCUCAUCCACCUCAUCCACUUCCUUCACAACCUCUUCGGCUACUAGGCAAUUACGGAAGAUCCUCCCUUCUAAGAAACAUCACGAACAUCCUGUAACGCAAAUCUGUAAGCCCAUGAUGUCUGUGAAUGUACACGGCUUCCUCAAGUUUGAUGAACAUGGCGAAGGUUUGGACGAACGAGUUAUCACUAUUGAUUUUCCUCAACCAGCUGCUGAUCUUUCCUGCGGAUGGUUGGUGGACCAAGCACAAGAGCGAUUCCGGGAACUGGGUGCACCUGGUCACCUCGUGGGUCUUAAGGAGUUCGGAGACAAAGCUGAUCAGGAAGCCAAGGACACUUGGUUGAUGGACUUCAAAAGGCCACUCACUUGUUUGAGACCGAACGAGGAUCUCGAGGCGAUUUUCAGCGUCGAUGAUCUAGGGGCCUCUUCCUACGCAUCGAAGGCUACUCUAACUGAUUUUGAAUUCCUCAAGGUUAUCGGGGAUGGCGCAAGUUGUUCUGUUAUCUUGGUUCGUCGUCGAGAUAACGGUAAACUAUAUGCUGUUAAAAUGAUGACCAAGGAGAGGAUUCUAUCUAACAACAAGAGAAUGGAACGUGCAAUGAUGGAACGUAAAGUUUUGGCCAAGGCCAGGCAUCCUUUCAUAGUUACUAUGUAUUGGGCUUUCCAAACGCGCUCCCACCUGUACUUUGUUCUCGAGUUCUGCGCAGGAGGUGAACUCUUCUAUCACAUGAUGCAGCGAGGCCAUUUCGAUGAAUCAACUGCCAAGUUCUACUUCUGUGAAGUCCUUCUCGGUCUGGAGUAUCUGCAUUCUCAGAAUGUUCUGUACCGGGAUCUGAAGCCCGAGAACGUAUUGUUGGACUUGGAUGGCCAUGUGAGGUUGACUGAUUUCGGAUUAUCGAAGGAAAGCAAAGCAGAUCCUACCUCGCAACUGACGUCCUUUGUCGGCACCGCUGGGUACUUGAGUCCCGAGAUGAUCAAACGAGAAGGUCAUGGGAAGCCCUUGGAUUUCUACUGCCUCGGAUGCCUACUCUAUGUGAUGCUCACAGGCAGUCUUCCCCACUUCCAAGGCAACUGGGAUGAAAUGUUCGCACGAAGGGUUACUGGGGAAAGUCUCUCGUAUCCACCCUGGGUAUCAGCUGCAGCACGGGACAUGUGCGACAGACUUUUAGAGGCAGACCCCAAGAUAAGACUCGGAUCUAAGAAGGGUGCCAGGGAAAUCAAAGAUCAUCCUUGGGUUAGGGAUAUGGAAUGGGAGAAGCUCUUCCGGAAGCAGAUCAAGCCACCAAUCGACCCAAGCAAAACGAAGAAGAACUUCUCUCCAGAAUUCACUGAAAAGCCAGUUGAAGCGGUUAAAGCGCGUGCCAUGAAAGGAGCUGCAGUGGCAGCCCCUAAGGUGAAAGAAGGAGCAUUCCAAGGGUGGAGCUAUGUCGAAGGUCCACCGAAUAGUUCUGAACCUGGAAUGCCCCCGACUAUCAGAGAGUGAAGCAUUUCAAGAGCCAUACCCAUUAUGCUUCAGUCAAGUUCUCUCAGUCAAGGUCUUAUUAAAUCUCGUUUCUUUAUCCCAUAAUUGCUCGAGC
Messenger RNA from Perkinsus marinus ATCC 50983, 1650 nucleotides. Its product is annotated as serine/threonine protein kinase, putative. The record is from RefSeq and is a predicted model, not a curated record. The coding region runs from base 3 to 1556 and encodes 517 amino acids. Gene Ontology annotation, molecular function: protein serine/threonine kinase activity; ATP binding. The transcript is spliced from 14 exons. Lineage: Eukaryota; Perkinsozoa; Perkinsida; Perkinsidae. Gene Ontology annotation, biological process: protein phosphorylation.